Messenger RNA from Colletotrichum destructivum, 861 nucleotides. RefSeq lists its product as uncharacterized. The record is from RefSeq and is a predicted model, not a curated record. The transcript has a single exon. Bases 606 to 821 code for a protein of 71 amino acids. NCBI's taxonomy places the organism in Eukaryota, Fungi, Ascomycota, Sordariomycetes, Glomerellales, Glomerellaceae.
UGUAUUGUGCUGUCCCUGCCUUUGUACCUUUGCUGAUCUUCUGCUUUCAUUUCAUGUUCACUUCUUGCCAGCGGCUUUCACCACCGAAUUUGAUUUUCCCAACUGCCGGCAGCUCGCGUCAGACUCCUUUGGGGGGGGGAUGAUGGGAUUCAUCGCAUUUAAAAAGGUACCUUUGGGUCUCGACUCCUAGGUUUUGUGCCUUUUGUCCCUCCAAGUCAUGUCGUCAUGGCGGUCCGUGCAUCAAGAUCCCAGACUUCUCCGCCACCGCCACCGCCACCGCCACUGCCCUACUGUGACUGACCCCUCCUCUCUCUGUGUGAGGGUUGGCUACCCUGAUAAUUGCUUAGCCAAUAUGAGGCUGUUGGAGUGCAUUUCGGUUUUUAAAUAGUGAAUUCCGUUCUUAUACCGGAUGAAUAAUCAGUCAGUCUAUGCCUGUUGCCCUCCGACAAGUGCCCGCUCCAGUUUAAGACGGGCCUGGGACUACUGUUAUUGGUAAGCCCUGACAUAAUACACAAACCGCAUGCGUCAUCUGCUUCAUUGUGAGUUGUAAAACACCUGCCAGUGACGUGCUUUCCCCAGAUACAAACAGCCAAACUGCCGUUCAGAUGGCUGAUCGCGCGAUGUGGCUCCUUGCGGAUGUCCCUGGUUUUGCCGAGAGUCCUUGUGACGUGAGAGCCAUUACAAGCAUGCUAGUCACUAUGGUUAUUCCGAGUUCCUUAAGCAUCUUAAUGGGUGAUAGUUGUGUUGGGAGUAUACAGGCGACGUCUAGCUCAGUGCACAGCGGAGUCUUGUCGCCCAGCUCAGGUUUUAAAAUCAAGUAACAACCACCUGACUGGCAUGCUGACAUUGAUGUGUAACCUU